CUUGUUACAUUCUCCAAGCACCUCUCUCUUUUUCACUCUCCCCAAGGAUCUGGAGCCAAACCCAACUUGGAAGAGUCUUCAAUCUGUUCUGCUCCAAACACAAUAUGAAGAACUUGGGAUUUUGUUUAUCUUCUAAAUCUCUUCUUAUUUUUCUUUAUCUAUAUGUAUUUCUCUCCUCAAAAAUUGAAGGAUUUGAGACUCUGCUACAACUCCCACGUUCUGGGUCCUCCGAAAUCCGACCCAGAUCCUCACGGGUCAUCACCAUUGCUGAUUUUGGUGCCAAAGGAGAUGGUCUUACUGAUGAUACUCAGGCUUUUGAAAAUGCUUGGAAGAUGGCUUGUUCUUGCCCUGCUCGGUCAAUUCUCCUAGUACCAGCUGGAUUUACUUCGCUAGUCCAUCCUAUUGAUUUUGCUGGACCAUGUAGGUCAAAAGUGACUCUGCAGAUAUCUGGUGCUAUUGUUUCUCCGAAAAAUCCUGAAUCCUGGACUGGCUUAAACCCUCGGAAGUGGCUCUACUUCCAUGGGGUGAACCAUCUUCAAGUGGAAGGGGGAGGGACUAUCAACGGAAGGGGACAAAAAUGGUGGGACUGCAAAGUCAAUAAAACAAGUCCUUAUCAUCGUGCCCCAACAGUAAGAGCCUCAUUUUGUUGUUCCAUUUGUCUUUUUCAAUAUUGGAUUCUUCUUUCCCUUUCUAAUGGUAUUGCCAUGGGCUUCAUAUUGUUAACAAUUAUACUGCAGGCCAUGACAUUCCACAGGUGCAAGAAUUUGAAAGUGCAUAACCUUAAAUUGAUAAAUAGUCAGCAAAUGCACAUAGCAUUCACUACCUGCAAUCAGGUUAAGGCAUCCCAUCUUGAAGUUAUAGCACCUGCUUCCAGCCCCAAUACGGAUGGAAUCCACAUUAGUAAUUCUCAUAAUGUUAAGAUCAAAAAUAGCAUCGUCAGAACAGGAGACGACUGCAUCUCAAUAGUCAGCAAUUCCUCAAAGAUCCAAAUCAGAAACAUUUUCUGUGGGCCAGGCCACGGCAUAAGCAUUGGGAGCCUAGGGGAAUCGGGCUCAUGGGUACAGGUGCAUGAUGUAAAGGUUGAUGGAGCAUUCCUGUUCAACACUGAUAAUGGAUUGCGGAUUAAAACAUGGCAGGGAGGUAAUGGUUUUGCUUCUGAUAUCAAAUUCCAGAAUAUUUUGAUGGAGAAUGUAUUAAACCCAAUUAUAUAGAUCAAUAUUACUGUGAUUCGGAGCUGCCUUGUACAAACAGGU
This is a messenger RNA of Carica papaya (papaya), 1253 nucleotides long. The record is from RefSeq and is a predicted model, not a curated record. Lineage: Eukaryota; Viridiplantae; Streptophyta; Magnoliopsida; Brassicales; Caricaceae.